UUCAAAGCUUCCUGUGCUAAAGAGAUGGCUCUGCUGGAUCUGAUGGAGAAGACGGGAUACAACAUGGUGCAAGAGAACGGACAGAGGAAGUACGGAGGACCCCCACCUGGUUGGGAGGGUCCCGCUCCUCCUCGGGGUUGUGAGGUGUUCGUAGGGAAGAUUCCUCGAGACAUGUACGAAGACGAGCUGGUUCCUCUGUUUGAGAGAGCCGGAAGAAUCUACGAGUUCAGACUGAUGAUGGAGUUUAGUGGAGAGAACCGAGGCUACGCCUUCGUUAUGUACACCAACAGGGAAGCGGCUCAGAGAGCGAUCCAGAUGUUAGAUAACUACGAGAUCCGUCCCGGGAAGUUCGUGGGCGUCUGCGUGAGUUUAGAUAACUGUCGACUUUUCAUCGGAUCCAUUCCUAAAGACAAGAGGAAGGACGAGAUCAUGGAGGAGAUGAAGAAGGUGACGGACGGUGUCGUGGACGUCAUCGUGUAUCCGAGCUCCAACGACCGGAGCAGAAAUCGAGGUUUCGCUUUCGUGGAGUACGAAUCUCACAAAGCUGCAGCCAUGGCGAGGAGGAAGCUCAUCCCUGGAACCUUCCAGCUGUGGGGUCACUCCAUCCAGGUGGACUGGGCCGAACCGGAGAAGGACGUAGACGAGGAAGUCAUGCAGCGAGUCAGAGUGCUUUACGUUCGUAACCUCAUGCUGAGCACCACGGAGGAGACGCUGCGUCAGGAGUUCUCCCGCUUCAAGCCGGGCGCCGUGGAGCGAGUCAAGAAGCUCACCGACUACGCCUUCGUACACUACCGUUGCCGCGACGACGCCGUCACCGCGCUGAGCCUGAUGAACGGCGCCCAGAUCGAGGGGGCCGUCGUCGAGGUGACGCUCGCCAAGCCGGCCGGGAUCAAGGACGCAGGGGCGGCAGGGAGGAGGUACAGCAGCAGGGGUUACCUAGGCAACGGCGGAGGGGGAGCGGCGGCAGGGAGCGGGACGUUCGUGCUGCACAGGAGCGACGCGGCGAUGAUGGCGGGAGACGCAUGUUCCCCUCUGAGACCCGUGUCCCUGCCGCCGCGCCUGGGAAACCCCUUCUACACCGGAGCAGGAGACGACCCCGACCGGUGCAUGUACCCGCUGUUUCCCGGCACGCCCCUCUCCCCCACCAGCCUGCUGUCCCUGAAGCAGAGUCAGAUCUGCUCGGCCGUCAGCCUGCUCGACUUCUACUGCCGCAAGAACUACUGGUCCCCGCCGGAGUACCACCUGUACUCCACACCUGGACCCGACGGGAAGCUGCUGCUCCUCUACAAGGUGGUGAUCCAGUCGACACGAAGCACUUACAUCCCAGACAAGCUGUGUGUGCUGCUGGAUGACGCCAAAGAGCUGGCAGCACAGACGUCACUGUGGAACCUCGACUCCUCCUUCCUGAGUGGCGCUCCCUGUGACUCCUCCAGCAGUCCUUCUCCUCCUCUCUCCCUCCAUCCUCCGUCAGCGUCCAGCCCCGGCCUUCUGACCUGCAGCGGCAGAGCUUUCACCUCCUCGUCUCUACAUCAGCUCGCAGUCGCCUUUCUACUGACGGAGAGAAACGGCGCGCCUCCUUCGUUACCGUGGAGACGGAGAGAAAAGGAGGCGCAGGAGGAGUAA
Scomber japonicus (chub mackerel) is the source of this 1623-nucleotide messenger RNA. RefSeq names its product RNA binding motif protein 46 (gene rbm46). The transcript is spliced from 10 exons. Gene Ontology annotation, molecular function: mRNA binding. The coding region runs from base 25 to 1623 and encodes 532 amino acids. The record is from RefSeq and is a predicted model, not a curated record. NCBI's taxonomy places the organism in Eukaryota, Metazoa, Chordata, Actinopteri, Scombriformes, Scombridae. Gene Ontology annotation, cellular component: nucleus.